This is a messenger RNA of Rotaria sordida, 243 nucleotides long. The record is from the annotation of a GenBank genome assembly. Lineage: Eukaryota; Metazoa; Rotifera; Eurotatoria; Philodinida; Philodinidae.
AUGCUUCCAAGUUCACUAUUUCUGGCUGAAGCCUUCUUAGGUGAGCAACUAGCAAUUAUCUAUCUUAUUGUUCCACAAUCUUUUACUCCCGCAACGGCUUAUGAUAUUCGAGUUAUGCCAUCUGCUGCUCGUAAAUUAAGUUUUCUUCUCUACACUGGUGGUGUAUUCGUUGUCUUGAGUUUCUAUUUGGUUGACAUCGAUCGUUAUUUACAAAGAUGCCGAUCAACUGUUAAACAACAAUAG